AUGGCGGCCCCGCUGCUCGCACCUCCAGGCCCCGACAGCUUUAAAAAGUUCACUCAAGAGAGUCUCGAUAACAUUGAUAAGCGCAUCCAGGAAGAGAAGAAGAAGAAGCCCGUCAAGCCGCGCUCCGACAGCAGCCACCGCGAUGACUCGGAGGAGAACGGGCCCAAGCCCAACAGUGACUUGGAGGCUGGCAAGAGCGUACCCUUCAUCUAUGGGGACGUGCCCAGCGAAAUGAUAGCCACACCGCUGGAGGACCUCGAUCCCUACUACCUGACCACCAAAACAUUUAUAGUGCUAAACAAAGGAAAAACUAUCUUCAGGUUCAGCGCAACGCCGUCAUUGUAUAUCUUUAGUCCAUUCAGUCUAUUCAGACGAAUAGCGAUAAAAAUAUUGAUUCACUCAUUAUUCAGUAUGAUCAUCAUGUGCACUAUUUUGACAAACUGCGUGUUCAUGACCUUCAGCAAUCCACCCGAUUGGUCCAAACAAGUGGAGUAUGUCUUCACGGGAAUUUACACGUUUGAGUCACUGACGAAGAUUGUCUCCAGAGGGUUCGCCAUCGACGGCUUUACCUUUCUGCGAGACGCAUGGAACUGGUUGGACUUCAUGGUCAUCUCUAUGGCAUAUGUAACAGAGUUUGUGGACCUCGGAAAUGUAUCCGCGCUGAGAACCUUCAGAGUUCUGCGAGCUCUGAAAACUAUUUCUGUCAUUCCAGGUCUGAAGACCAUUGUGGGUGCUCUGAUCCAGUCAGUGAAGAAGCUGUCGGAUGUGAUGAUCCUGACCGUCUUCUGCCUGAGCGUCUUCGCUCUGAUUGGCUUACAGCUCUUCAUGGGCAACCUACGGCACAAGUGUGUGUUCUGGCCAAUCAACAUGAACGACACCUGGCUGUCCAAUGGCAGCCGCGGGUUCGAUUGGGACGAGUACAUCAUGAACGACACGAACUUCUACUUCCUGCCAGACCAGCUUGAUGCUCUGCUGUGUGGCAACAGCUCCGACUCGGGGCGGUGUCCAGAGGGCUACACGUGCAUGAAGGCUGGAAGGAACCCCAACUACGGCUACACCAGCUUCGACUCCUUCGGAUGGGCCUUCCUCGCCCUCUUCCGACUGAUGACCCAGGACUUCUGGGAGAAUCUUUACAUGCUUACUCUUCGUGCGGCAGGUAAAACCUACAUGAUCUUCUUCGUGCUGGUGAUCUUCGUGGGCUCGUUCUACCUGGUGAACUUGAUCCUGGCUGUGGUGGCCAUGGCCUAUGAGGAACAGAACCAGGCCACCAUCGAGGAGGCGGAGCAGAAGGAGGCCGAGUUCAAGGCCAUGCUGGAGCAGCUGAAGAAACAGCAGGAGGACGCACAGGCUGCUAACAUGGCGACGUCAGCAGGCACAGUGUCGGAGGACGCGGUGUUGGAUGGGGGUGGGGAGCGCCUGUCGCGAUCGUCCUCUGAGGCCUCCAAGCUUAGCUCCAAGAGCGCUAAGGAGAGGCGCAACCACAAGAAGAAAUGGCGGCAGAAAGAGCAGGAGAAGGAAAAGGGCGACAGCGAAAAGGUGGUCAAGUCCGAGUCCGACGAUGGCAGCAAGCGUGGCCGCUUCCGCUUCCCGGACAACAACCGGCUAGGACGCAAAACCUCCAUUGUGAACCAGUCUCUGCUCAGCAUCCCCGGCUCGCCCUUCAUGUCACGUGUCAACAGCCGCAGCAGCAUCUUCAGCUUUAAGGGCCGCGGCGGCGGGAAGGACGCGGGCUCGGACGCAGACGACGAGCACAGCACGGUGGAGGAGAGCGAGGAGCGCCGCGGCUCCCUCUUCAUCCCCUACCACCGCAACAGCUGCAGUGGCUACAGCCAGGGCUCCUCCUGCCUCAACCCUCUGGCGUCCACCGGCGGUGGCGGCGGCAAGCGCAACAGCACCGUGGACUGCAACGGCGUGGUGUCCCUGAUCGGGCCUGUGCGGGGUCCCGGGCGGCUCUUGCCAGAGACGACGGAGGUGGACUGUAAGCGGAAACUGUCGGGCUCCCUCAUGGUGUCCGUGGACCAGCUGAAUAUGUCCUUCAGCAAGAAAGACAGAGCGAACAGCGCCAUGACUGUAGUCACUAACACCCUCGUAGACGAGCUGACAGACUCCCAGAGGAAGUGUCCGGCAUGGUGGUACAAGUUCGCCAACAUCUUCCUGAUCUGGGACUGCUUCCCGUUGUGGGUGCAGUUGAAGGAGAUAAUGUUCAUCAUCGUGAUGGACCCGUUUGUGGACCUGGCCAUCACCAUCUGCAUCGUGCUCAACACUGUCUUCAUGGCCAUGGAGCACUACCCCAUGACGCCGCAGUUUGAGCACGUGCUCUCCGUUGGAAACCUGGUCUUCACUGGAAUCUUCACAACUGAGAUGUUUGCCAAGAUUAUCGCAAUGCACCCCUACUACUACUUCCAGGAGGGCUGGAACAUCUUUGACGGCUUCAUCGUCACACUGUCUCUGGUGGAGCUGGGGCUGGCGGAUGUGGAGGGCCUCUCGGUGUUGAGAUCCUUCAGAUUGUUGAGAGUGUUUAAGCUGGCCAAGUCGUGGCCGACCCUGAACAUGCUGAUCAAGAUCAUCGGUAACUCGGUCGGCGCUCUGGGUAACCUGACCCUCGUAUUGGCUAUCAUCGUCUUCAUCUUUGCCGUGGUGGGCAUGCAGCUAUUUGGCAAGAGCUACAAGGACUGCGUCUGCAAGAUUGCCCAAGACUGUGAACUACCGCGCUGGCACAUGAACGACUUCUUCCACUCCUUCCUCAUUGUGUUCCGCGUGCUGUGCGGCGAGUGGAUUGAGACCAUGUGGGAUUGCAUGGAGGUGGCGGGACAGAGCAUGUGCCUCAUCGUGUUCAUGAUGGUCAUGGUCAUAGGCAACUUGGUGGUGUUGAAUCUUUUCCUUGCCUUGCUGCUGAGCUCUUUCAGCGCGGACAACCUGGCUGCUACCGAUGAUGACGGCGAGAUGAACAACUUGCAGAUCUCCGCGAUUCGCAUCAAGAAGGGCAUCGCCUGGUUCAAGAUACACAUGCGUGUCUUCAUAGACCAGGUGUUGAAGAAGAAGCCGGGCGAGGAGGACGAUGUGAAGCCGCUCGAUGAGUUGGAUGAAAAGGUGAGGAGGGGCUGCAUUAUGGGCAACCAUAUGGGUGCAGACAUCGGGCGUGGUGACAUGCUGGAUUACCAGAAGAAUGGCAACGGUACCACCAGUGGCAUCGGCAGCAGCGUCGGCAAGUACAUGAUCGACGAGGACCGCAUGUCAUUCAUCCACAACCCCAACCUCACCGUACGCGUUCCCAUUGCCGUGGGAGAGUCCGACUUCGAAAACCUCAACACCGAGGACUUCAGCAGCGAGUCGGAAGCUGAGAACAGCAAAGAUGCACUCCCUUUGGAUGACACUAGUUCGUCAGAGGGGAGCACUAUAGACAUCAAGCCCGAUGAUGAUGAGAUGGCGGUUGUUGAGGUGGUGGAGGAGUAUGUGGACCCAGAUCGCUGCUGGACAGAUGGUUGUAUUGCACGCUACCCGUGGUGUGACACGUCCAUCACGGAGGGUUGGGGGAAGUACUGGUGGUACCUGAGGAAGACGUGCUACCUCAUUGUGGAGCACAACUGGUUUGAGACCCUCAUCAUCUUCAUGAUCCUGCUCAGUAGUGGAGCCCUGGCCUUUGAGGACGUGUACAUUGAGCAACGUAAGACCAUUCAGAUCAUCCUGGAGUAUGCUGACCGCGUCUUUACUUACAUCUUCAUCCUUGAGAUGCUGCUCAAGUGGGUCGCUUACGGCUUCCAGAAGUAUUUCACCAACGCUUGGUGCUGGCUCGACUUCUUCAUUGUCGAUGUGUCAAUAGUCAGCCUUAUAGCUAACGCUCUUGGCUACUCUGACCUGGGCCCCAUUAAGUCCCUGAGGACUUUGCGAGCCCUUAGGCCCCUGAGGGCCCUGUCGCGAUUUGAGGGCAUGAGGGUGGUGGUGAACGCCCUGGUGGGUGCCAUCCCCUCCAUCAUGAACGUGCUGCUGGUGUGCCUGAUCUUCUGGCUCAUCUUCAGUAUCAUGGGCGUCAACCUGUUUGCGGGGAAGUACUACUACUGCUUCAACGAGACGGCCAAAGAGUACUUCAACCCGGAGGACGUCAACAACCGCACGCAGUGUUUUGCACUCAUAGAGUCCAACCACACGGAGGUGCGCUGGAAAAACGUCAAAAUCAACUUCGACAACGUGGGCGCAGGCUACCUGGCUCUUUUGCAAGUGGCCACAUUCAAAGGAUGGAUGGACAUCAUGUAUGCUGCAGUGGAUUCAAGAAAGGUUGAGGACCAGCCCAUGUACGAGGACAAUAUCUACAUGUACAUGUACUUUGUCAUUUUUAUCAUCUUCGGGUCCUUCUUCACACUGAACCUCUUCAUCGGUGUCAUCAUUGACAACUUCAACCAGCAGAAGAAAAAGUUUGGAGGUCAGGAUAUCUUCAUGACAGAGGAACAGAAGAAAUAUUACAACGCCAUGAAAAAGCUGGGCUCUAAAAAGCCCCAAAAGCCCAUUCCUCGACCACAGAACAACAUCCAGGGGAAAGUGUUUGACUUUGUGACGCAGCAGGUCUUCGACAUCUCCAUCAUGAUCCUGAUCUGCCUGAACAUGGUGACCAUGAUGGUGGAGACGGACGACCAGAGCGAUGAGACGGAGAACAUCCUCUACUGGGUCAACUUCGUCUUCAUUGUGGUCUUCACCUCCGAGUUCGUGCUGAAGCUGUUCGCUCUGAGGCACUACUACUUCACCAAUGGAUGGAACGUCUUUGACUCUGUCGUUGUCAUCCUCUCCAUCGUGGGUAUGUUCCUGGCGGAUCUCAUUGAGAAGUACUUUGUGUCGCCCACACUGUUCCGUGUGAUCCGAUUGGCCCGUAUCGGCCGCAUCCUGCGUCUGAUCAAAGGGGCCAAGGGCAUCCGGACGCUGCUGUUCGCCCUGAUGAUGUCGCUCCCCGCCCUGUUCAACAUCGGCCUCCUCCUCUUCCUCGUCAUGUUCAUCUUCUCCAUCUUCGGCAUGUCCAACUUCGCCUACGUCAAGCGGGAGAUCGGCAUCGACGACAUGUACAACUUCGAGACCUUCGGCAACUCCAUGAUCAUCCUCUUCAUGAUCACCACGUCGGCCGGGUGGGACGGCCUGCUGGCGCCGAUCCUCAACUACCCGCCCGACUGCAACCCCGAGCUGGAGAACCCCGGCACCACGGUGAAGGGCAACUGUGGCAACCCGUCGGUGGGCAUCUUCUUCUUCGUCAUGUACAUCAUCGUGUCCUUCCUGAUUGUGGUCAACAUGUACAUCGCCAUCAUCCUGGAGAACUUCAGCGUGGCCACGGAGGAGAGCGCCGACCCGCUGUGCGAGGACGACUUCGAGUCCUUCUACGAGAUCUGGGAGAAGUUCGACCCGGACGCCUCGCAGUUCAUCACCUUCGCCAAGCUGCCCGACUUCGCCGACACGCUGGAGCACCCGCUGCGCGUGCCCAAGCCCAACAUCAUCGAGCUGAUCGCCAUGGACAUGCCCAUGGUCAGCGGCGACCGCAUACACUGCCUGGACAUCCUCUUCGCCUUCACCAAGCGCGUGCUGGGCGACAGCGGCGACCUGGACAUGAUGCGCCAGCAGAUGGAGGAGCGCUUCGUGGCGGCCAACCCCUCCAAGGUGUCGUACGAGCCCAUCACCACCACGCUGCGCCGCAAGCAGGAGGAGGUGUCGGUGGUGGUGAUCCAGCGCGCCUACCGCUCCCACCUGGCGCGCACCGGCUUCACCUACAAGCGCCGGAAGGCCAACAACAAGCUGGAGAACGGCGGAACAAAUAAUCAGGAGAAGAAGGAGAACACGCCCUCCACCGCCUCCUUGCCGUCCUACGACAGCGUGACCAAGCCCGAGAAGGACAAGAAGGACGAGAAGGACGACGGCAAGGGCGGACGCAAGGACAACAAGGGCCGGAACCAAAAAGAAGUCAGGGAAUCCAAGUGUUAAGGCUGCCACGCACGGCUCCCUGAGACC
Messenger RNA from Engraulis encrasicolus (European anchovy), 5979 nucleotides. It is a transcript of the gene scn8ab, whose product is annotated as sodium channel, voltage gated, type VIII, alpha subunit b. NCBI's taxonomy places the organism in Eukaryota, Metazoa, Chordata, Actinopteri, Clupeiformes, Engraulidae. The record is from RefSeq and is a predicted model, not a curated record. The transcript is spliced from 28 exons. The coding region runs from base 1 to 5952 and encodes 1983 amino acids. Gene Ontology annotation, cellular component: axon; plasma membrane; voltage-gated sodium channel complex. Gene Ontology annotation, molecular function: protein binding; voltage-gated sodium channel activity. Gene Ontology annotation, biological process: neuronal action potential; sodium ion transmembrane transport; membrane depolarization during action potential.